Messenger RNA from Nasonia vitripennis (jewel wasp), 2561 nucleotides. RefSeq names its product tetratricopeptide repeat protein 5. NCBI's taxonomy places the organism in Eukaryota, Metazoa, Arthropoda, Insecta, Hymenoptera, Pteromalidae. The coding region runs from base 399 to 1754 and encodes 451 amino acids. The transcript has 9 exons. The record is from RefSeq and is a predicted model, not a curated record. Gene Ontology annotation, molecular function: protein binding.
AGCGGAGAGCAACCCCCCUGCACGCAUAUUAUUCUGAGCACACUGACCGAGUGAGUAAGCUAAUGACGUCACAAUGGAGGUUAAGACCGCUUCACAUGAGAGCUGUGGCUUUCGAAAAAAAUAUAUAUACUUACUUGCUGCGGUUCACAUGAAAAUCGACCAGUAUUGUUUUAAUAUUCUAUUUGACAGGUUCAUAACCUAAAAGGGAAAGUUACUCCGGUAAAGAACUGAUCUCAAUUGAUGUGAUUGUUAAAUAUUAUUGUUGAUGUAUAAAAUAAUUUACUUUGAAAGUUAAUGCUUCUAGAAAUGGUUAACGCGUUGGAGAGCAAAGCAGGAUACAAAUACCUUUUGAGAUGAUUAAGCUCAUAUUAUGGUGUAAGUAAGAAUCCUCGUGAAGGAUGUCUGCUAUUAUCGACGAUAAAGUUGUUGCUGGGGCACAGGAUCCUAAUGUGGUCAAAGAAAAUCCAAUUGUGAUAUUAACAGAUAAGGUAAAGUCACUUUACCUCUUUCGAGAUCAUUAUUUUGAGAACCAUUCAAUAGAAAAUGCCAUAAAUAAAAGCAAAGAUGUAGAAGCAGAAAUGAAAAAUACUCUGGCCAAAUUUGACGAAUGUAAAGGAUAUGAGAUUGAUGGCUGCAGAGCAAAGUAUUAUUACCUUAAAGGUAAAACUUUGAACGUAGUAGAUAAGUUUACACCUCAAGCAGAAGAACUUUUAAGUAAAGCAGUGAAACUUGAACCUAAAUUAAUAGAAGCUUGGAAUGAGCUUGGAGAAUGCUAUUGGAAAAAUGAUGAUAUUCAACAGGCAAAAAAUUGUUUUGUAGGUGCUUUACCUCAUGGAAAAAAUAAGGUAUCAUUGCGAAACUUAUCUAUGGUACUUAGACAGGAAGCUGCUUUAACUUCAGAGCAAAAGAUAAAAAAUGUUCAACAAGGUGUCGAGUAUGCUAAAGAUGCAGUGAGUCUGGAUCCAUCUGAUGGUACUUCUUGGGCUAUUUUAGGAAAUGCUUACUUGUCUUCCUUUUUUACAAUAGCACAAAAUCCUUCUAUUCUGCGUCUUUGUAUGUCAGCUUAUGGACAAGCAGAAAAGGAUUUAACUGCCAAAAGUAAUCCAGAUUUGCAUUACAACAAAGCCAUGGCUCUAAAGUAUCAAGAAGAAUAUAAGUUAGCCUUGGAGUCUUUUGAACAAUCAAAGUUAUUGGAUCCUACAUGGGAUACACCUAAAGAAAAACAAGCAGAAUUAUUAAGAUACCUUAAUAAUGUUCAAUCUUCUAUUAAUUCAAAUGGCAGUAUUAAACCAAAAAAGUUGUUUCAAAUGAUUCAGUCCUUGAAUGAAAAGCAUUUGGGACCAUAUAAAGGAGGAUCUUAUGCGUCAGGUGAUAAGUCUGUGAAAUUAGAAUUGAGUUAUUUGAAGGAUUUAGUACGUGGCAUUAAUUUGGAAAAGGUAGUGUUUGGAAAAGUGGUAUGUUGGAUUCAAGAUUCUGAUUCAGUUCCUUUCGCAUUUUGUAUGGUGGAUGAAGAAAAAACCUGCAUGGCUGUGACUUUGUAUAACUUAGCAAAAGGAAAGGGAGUUACGGUUGGAGAUUCUGUUGCUAUUCCUGAACCAUUUUUAACACGUCACCAAUUUUCCUACUUGGAUAACAAAUUUGAUUUUAAAUCCAUCCGCGUAGAAACCCCAGUAGUUUUGGUUGUGAAUGGAAGGAAAUUAGGACGGGAUCAACAAGCAAACGUGAAAAUGUCAACUUUUAAGAAAAGUGAUUGACAGUAAAACAAUUAUGAAAAAGCAUUGACAAAAUCAGUGAAACUUCUCGAAAAAUUAUGCGAAAAUCGAUUUAAGGAGAAAAGUGAUAAGAAGUAAUUCAGUUGAAUGAAAAGUCAUUAUUUUUCUCCAUAACAUUCUUUAUGUGUACAUAAGUUGAAAGUUUGGGUAAGGCAAUUUGAACGUCGAUGCUUCGAUCGAACUUUGGUCUCGGAGGAUACUUUUUAACAGAAAUCCUCAGCCAUUAUUUUCAGUGAUUAAUGUUGUCUCUCUAUGUAAGAUUUUCACAGCUUAUUGACAUACUCGUCAAUUACUAGGCUUAACAAACAUUUUGUACUUUAAACGCACAUGCUUGUUGCGUUCAUUUAACAGAUCAUUAGCAUAAUGUGCAUUCUGUUAGAAAAUUUUGACGAGGAAAAUUAUUUUUAAACAAUCAUUAUUUUAUCUAAUGUUAUGUACACAUAUAUUUUACAUAAUAUACUAAAAAUCAACUAUGAAUAAUCAAUUUGUAAUGAAUAGAUUUUUAUAUUUUGCUUAAAAAGCUUGUUCUUUAUUUCCUCACCAGAAUGUAUAAAUUCCUUCAGUUUGUGAUCAGUUAUCUCACUGAAUUUGUAGGGUACCAAAUUUUAUUCAAUAUUUUCUCAACUAGUCAAAAAUGCACAAGAUCAAGAGUUUUCUAAAUGUAAAGUAAGAAUUUCCAAAAUUAACUGUGUAAAGUUGUCAGAAAAGUAGACCUAUGUGCCUAUAGGUGAUAAAACAGCUUACAAAACAAACGAUAUUGUAUAUUAAAGUGAACGCGUUGACGUUUGA